GCUGGGUCCCCGGCCCGUGUGUGUUAGAGAUAAGAUGCCCCCUUCCAAGUGAUUCGAAAUCGGGCUCUCGCCAUGGAGCUGCUGCUCUCUCCUCCGCCGCGCGCGCAUGCCGCCGCCGCCUUCUCCUGCAGCUCGCCUCCAAUCUUCCGCCUCCAAAUCCACCCUUCCACAUCUCCCAACAGCCGCUUGCGCCCGCUCCUCGCCCGCAGGACCAGAAACGACGGGGCCAGCGAAUCCGCGGAGCCCAAAGUCAUCACCAUCGGGCGGCCAGGGAAGAAGAGCCGGCGGCAGCGCGGCGAGAAGAAGAACACGAGCCAGCCGCCUCUCCCCGCAUCCCAAGACGCCGACGCCGAAGACGAGGAGGAGGACGAAGAGGAGGAGAGGGACGUUGCGAUCCCGGAGGUGGUGACGAACCGGAUGAUGCGGCGGGUGGGGGCGUCGGUGGGGCUGCCCCUGGCGCUGGGGCUGGGCUUCUUCCCGGCCUUCUACUACCUGAAGAAGGUGGCCAAGGUGGACGUGCCGACCUUCAUCCCCUACGGCCUGUCCUUCGUCUUCUUCGGCGCCGCGCUGGCCGGCAUCAGCUACGGCAUCGUGUCCGCCAGCUGGGACCCAAACAGGGAGGGCUCCUGGCUCGGCUGGAACGAGGCACGCCGCAACUGGCCCGUCUUCUGGGAGUCCUUCCGAGGGAACCCCUCCCCUCCCCGCCGGAGAUGAAGCAUAGGAGGUUUUGUGGUUGCUAGGUAACUCGAUUAAGCUGAUGUUCGUAGCUGUAGAUGUGUAUCUUGUAUGUAAACCAAUGAAAAGAAUCGUUUCCCAAUUAAUUAAGAGCUCCGGUCUGUUUGAUGA
Molecule: messenger RNA, 846 nt
Organism: Brachypodium distachyon (stiff brome)
Lineage: Eukaryota; Viridiplantae; Streptophyta; Magnoliopsida; Poales; Poaceae
Product: protein PAM68, chloroplastic
Exons: 1
Coding region: 73-714 (213 amino acids)
Source: RefSeq, a predicted model, not a curated record